CAUCCUCUCAACGCUCGAGCUCUGUGGUGUGCGGCGUUUGAACAGCGGCAGGCAGAGGAGUGGAAGACUGGGAGUGACUUUAUUCUAAAUAUGAGGGGGAAACCAAUCAUUUCAGAAGCAGGAUAUUAAAGCUUUGGAUUCCCCCCCCCCUUCUACAUCACUGCUGGAUAUUUUGUUUUCUUUAAUGUUGUCGGAAGAAUACGUCUCCUCUCUGCUGAAAUAUUGUGCCACUAACGGUCAAUCAUACCUGGCACAGGAAGCACACCCCGUCGCUGGUAUCUGAAACAGCUGGGUCGUGUCGAGAAGAUUGUGGAUUAACGUUUUUCUCCUUCCUUUCCUCCUCAAGAAACCCCGGACGUCUUCCAAUGGCCUUUAGCCAAAAUGAGCGUCGAUUUAAUUGAAUUAACUACAUGAGUGGAGUCUAAACAACCACAUUUUUACCCAAGGAUUUUCCACAUAUCUUCCAAAUUAAACGGCGGCAGGAAAAUGGAAAACGAGGUUUUCACUCCGUUGCUGGAGCAGUUUAUGCUCACGCCUCUGGUCUCCUGGGUGAAGACAGUCGGGCAGCCAACAGUGACCGAUGGCUCCAAAUUAUCGGAAUAUAUUGAAUUAGUGGAUGGGAUUUACCUGAAUGAGAUCAUGCUUGAAAUAAAUCCUAAAGCCACUGUGCAGAGGACCAACAAGAAGGUGAACAAUGAUCCCACACUGCGUAUCCAGAACCUUUCUAUUCUCAUCAGGCAGAUUAAAGCUUACUAUCAGGAAACGCUUCAGCAGCUGGUAAUGAUGCCUUUACCAAAUGUGCUGGUGUUAGGCCGAAACCCUCUUUCAGAACAAGGUCUGGAGGAGAUGAAAAAACUAUUGCUGCUCCUACUCGGCUGUGCGGUCCAGUGUGAGAAGAAGGAAGAGUACAUUGAGUGCAUUCAGACUCUGGAUUUUGACAGCAAAGCUGCCAUAGCAUCCCACAUCCAAGAGGUGACUCAUAACCAGGAGAAUGUGGUGGACCUACAGUGGUUGGAAAGUGGUGAAAUGCCUCCUGAAGAUAUUGACACCCUCUCCAGAAACCUGGCGUUUCACCUCAAACGUCUGGUGGAUGAAAGGGACACACAGUUAGAGACUAUUGUGGAGCUUACUCAGGAGAGAGACUGUGUGCAGCUGUCUCCACUGGCCCCCUGUGCAACGCAGUCUCCUGCUGACUCCCCCAGUAUGAGGAGGACAGAAAGCCGACAGCACCUCUCUGUGGAGUUGGCUGAUGCCAAGGCCAAAAUCAGACGCCUUCGGCAAGAACUAGAGGAAAAGAGCGAGCAGCUUCUCGACACCAGGCAGGAACUGGAAAACAUGGAGGUGGAGCUAAAGAGACUUCAGCAAGAGAGCUAUCAGCUGCUGUCAGAUGCUCGGUCAGCUCGGGCCUACCGCGAUGAGCUGGACGCGCUCAGAGAGAAAGCCAUACGUGUUGACAAACUGGAGAGCGAGCUGAGCAGAUACAAGGAGAAGCUUCAUGAUAUUGAGUUUUACAAGGCCAGAGUUGAGGAGCUGAAGGAGGACAACCAGAUUCUGCUGGAGACAAAGACCAUGUUGGAGGAGCAGCUGGAUAAUAGCAGGACCCGUUCUGACAAACUUCAUCUUUUGGAGAAAGAGAAUCUACAGCUCAAAUCCAAAAUGCAUGACCUGGAGAUGGAGCGAGACAUGGACCGUAAGCGUAUGGAGGAACUGCUUGAAGAGAAUCUUGUGCUGGAGAUGGCCCAGAAACAGAGUAUGGAAGAAUCCCUGCAUCUGGGCUGGGAGCUGGAGCAACUGUCAAAGACACCAGAGCUCACUGAGAUCCCACAGAAGUCUUUGGGUGAGGAGGUGAAUGAACUGACCUCAAGUCGUCUAUUAAAAUUGGAGAAAGACAAUCAGGCCCUGCUGAAGACUGUGGAGGAGCUCAGAGGAUCAGCCAGUCAGGAUACCAUAACUAAACUGGCCAAAGUCAACCAAGAAAACAAGAAACUGAACCAGAAAUUGGAGCAGCUGGAGAGCGAACUGACGACAGACAGAGAGUCGCUUCACAGCGCUGAGUCACUCAGUACAGACCUGAUGAAGGAGAAGGCUUUACUAGAGAAUACUCUAGAAACACUCAGGGAAAACUCAGAAAGACAGCUGAAAGGCCUGGAGCAGGAGAACAAGCACCUGAGCCAGACGGUAUCGUCCUUGCGUCAGCGCUGCCAGGUGGGAGCUGAGGCUCGGGUAAAGGAUGUGGAGAAAGAAAAUCGUGUUCUUCACGAGUCCAUCUGUGAAACGACCGCCAAACUGAAUAAGAUGGAGUUUGAAAGGAAGCAGCUACGUAAGGAGCUUGAAGUGGUGAAGGAGAAAGGUGAAAGAGCAGAAGAGUUGGAGAUCCAGCUAACCAAGCUGGAAAGGGACAAUGAGAGCCUGCAGAAGAAAGUUGCCAGUCUUGGAAUCACCUGUGAAAAGGUGUUGUCUUUGGAGAAGGAGAACACUGAACUAGAGGCAGAGGGCCGUCGUCUAAAGAAGAAGCUUGACGCUCUGAAGAACAUGGCCUUCCAGCUAGAGGCUCUGGAAAAAGAGAACUCCCAGUUGGAGCAGGAAAAUCUGGGGCUUCGCCGCUCAGCUGAGAACCUGCGGUCAGCAGGGGCCAAGGCUGCUCAGCUGGAAGCCGAGAACAGGGAGCUGGAGAACGAGAGGAGUCAGAUGAAACGCAGCCUAGAACUGCUCAAAGCUUCGUCUAAAAAGACUGAGAGAUUAGAGGUGAGCUACCAGGGCCUAGAUACAGAGAACCAGCGUCUACAGAAAGCUUUAGAAAAUAGCAGCAAGAAGAUCCAGCACUUGGAAGCAGAGCUGCAAGAGGUGGAAAGUGAGAAUCAGACCCUACAACGUAACCUGGAGGAGCUCAAGAUCUCCAGUAAACGCCUAGAGCAGCUGGAGCAGGAGAACAAGACUUUGGAGCAGGAGAGCUCUCAACUUGAAAAGGACAAAAAGCUUCUUGAGAAGGAGAACAAACGGUUGAGGCAGCAGGCCGAGAUACGUGACUCGAAGCUGGACGACGACAACCAGAGGAUCUCUGCCCUGGAGAAAGAGAAUCGAACCAUGGGCAAGGAGAUGAUUUUCUUCAGAGACUCCUGCACAAGAGUCAAAGACCUGGAGAGAGAGAACAAGGAGCUGGUCAAACAGGCCAAUAUAGAUAAGAAGACCCUUAUGACUCUCAGAGAGGAGCUUGUGAGUGAGAAGUUACGGACUCAGCAGAUGAAUAAUGAUCUAGAGAAACUGACCCACGAGUUGGAGAAGAUUGGACUGAACAAAGAGAGGCUUCUUCAUGACGAGAGCUCAGAUGACAGGUUUAAGCUCCUGGAAACCAAACUGGAGUCCACUCUAAAAUCAUCUUUGGAAAUUAAAGAGGAGAAAAUCGCCGCUUUGGAGGCCAGACUGCAGGAGUCUUCCAACCUCAACCAGCAACUUCGCCAGGAGCUGAAGACGGUGAAGAAAAACUAUGAGGCACUGCGUCAAAGAGAGGAAGAGGAGAGGAUGGUUCAGAGCUCCCCUCCUAAAGUAGGGGAUGACCCUCAGGCUAUUAGUAAAUGGGAGAAAGAAAGCCAUGAAGCCACCAGGGAACUGCUGAAAGUUAAAGACAGACUCAUUGAGGUGGAAAGAAAUAAUGCCACACUGCAGGCUGAGAAGGCUGCCUUGAGGAGCCAGCUCAAACAACUAGAAACUCAAAGCUCUAACCUGCAGGCUCAGAUAGUCGCCGUUCAGAGACAGUCUGCCUCCUUACAGGAAAACAACACAACUCUACAGACACAGAAUGCCAAGCUGCAGGUGGAGAACUCCACCUUGAGUUCACAGAGUGCAGCCCUUAUGGCACAGAAUGCCCAGCUGCAGAGCCAGCAGAGCAGUGUGGAGGGGGAGCGAGAGGGUGCACUCAAAGAGAAAGAAGAGCUAAGAGCGACUUAUGAGCUGCUUCUCAGAGAUCACGAAAAGCUGGCAGCACUCCAUGAGAGGCAGGCGGCUGAAUAUGAAGCCCUGAUUGGGAAGCACGGUGGCCUAAAGACCUCUCAUAAGAGCCUGGAGCAGCAGCACAGAGACUUGGAGGACAAGUACAAACAACUCUUGCAGAGAAAGACAGAGCUUGAGGAGCUAGAAAAAACUCUGAAGGAGCAGCAGGAAAAGAUGGCACUGGAGAACCAGACCCACCAAGCAACAGCUGACCAGUGCAGACUUCUGAAAGAUGAAAAUGACAGGUUGAAUUCCACAUAUCGUCAGCUGCUAAGGGACAAUGAGAAUCUACAGAUUGAUCAUAAGAACAUAAAGAGCCAGUUAAACAGUGCAAAGCUGGAACAGACCAAGCUGGAGGCAGAGUUCUCUAAGCUGAAGGAACAAUACCAGCAGCUGGACAUCACCUCUACCAAACUCACCAACCAGUGUGAGUUGUUGAGCCAGCUGAAAGGAAACUUGGAGGAGGAGAAUCGUCAUUUGUUGGACCAGAUCCAAACCUUGAUGCUGCAGAAUCGCACACUUCUGGAGCAGACGAUGGAGAGCAAGGACCUGUUCCAUGUAGAACAAAGACAAUACAUAGACAAGCUGAAUGAACUGAGGAGACAAAAGGAGAAGCUGGAGGAGAAGAUAAUGGACCAGUACAAAUUCUAUGACCCUUCACCCCCACGCAGGCGUGGUAACUGGAUCACUCUGAAGAUGAAGAAGCUCAUCAAGCCAAAGAGCCGGGAGAGAAUGCGUUCUCUCACUUUGACUCCAUCUCGCUCAGAGAUAGGAGAUGGUUUUCUGAUGUUUCCCCAGGACAGCCAGGACAGUUCGUCCAUAGGCUCUGGCUCCAAUUCACUCGAUGACACGCUCACACAGAAGAGGAGCAGCAGGAGGAGAGGGCAUCAGUCGCAUGUCCAAAUGCAGGGUUCCUCCAAUGCUAUAAAAAGGUUGCCUUUCAUGAGGAACAGAUCCAAGGACAAAGACAAGGCCAAGGCCAUCUACCGGCGCUCCAUGUCCAUGAAUGACCUGCUGCAGACCAUGGCGGUAGCAGGCACUCCUGGGGCUCAGUGGACAGGAAGCACAGAGAAUCUUGAUGGGCCUGAAGCUGGAGAAGCCGGCAUGGCGGGAGGCAGCAGGCGCGGUGGGCAGCGCAUGAAGGAGCUCGCCCUGUCCACAAACGCCAUUGACUGUGCCGCCCUGACCCUUCCCACUGCAGGACACAACAGAGCCAAGUAUCGGCUUAAAGUCAAAGAAAAUGCCUCCUGCGAGGAUGUUGCUGGCUCCUUAGAUGACCCUAAGAAUCAAGUUGAGCUGAGCGCUAUGUGCAGAGUGCCCUGUAGCAUCUGUACCUCCAGACCCUCCAGUCUCCAUAGCAACAGGACCACCAGUAGCAAUAGUAACAAUAACUCGCACCUCACUUCUCCUCUGGAGGGCAAAGGCACUCUAAAUGGCAGCCUCAGCAGACCCCACAGUGAAAGCAGUGGUGAGUUUAGCCUCAGUCUGGAUCAAGAAGUGUGGUCCAGCAGUGGCAGCAGCCCUGUCCAGCAGCCCACCUCCUCACGCUCCUCUCACCAGAGCCCCCUGCAGCUGCGUAGGUCCCUCGAGCCAUCUAAUGCCACAGGCAGCCCUGGCCAGAUGCAGAUCAUGAAGACUGGAUCCCCUAGUGAAGUACUUUCCCUGCAGCAGUUCCUGGAUGAGGGUAUUGAUCCAACAGAGUCUGGCAGUCAGGAGAACCUGACUGUCGACUCUCCUCGUCUCUCCACCUCUUCUGACCACGUUCAGAAAGAGCGCACCUUCACCAAGGGCCGGGGCAUAUUGCGUUCAUCCAGUGGGAAAGCAGCACCGGUGACCACUGACCGGCCACCUAGAACUUCCGGACAGCCCGGCCGCCCCACCCUGCGGAAAGCUGAGAGCACCCGUGUGAAAGGUUCUGCCCCAAUCCGCCCCAGCCUGUCCUCGCAGGGCAAAGCUACGUCCGUCUCUGAACGACUGGACUCGGCUUCUUCCACGCUGCCUCGUGCCAGCAGCGUCAUCUCCACUGCUGAGGGCACGACACGGCGCACCAGCAUCCAUGACAUGCUGUCCAAGGACCACCGACAGCCCGUCUCUGUCGACGUUUCUCCACAAGUCGCUUCCCCCAAGGCUGGAGUACGCGCCCAGCCAACACCCAGUGAGUACCACCCCAACAGCACCCACCCAAAGGGAUCCCUUACCAGCACUGCACCCAUGUCCAAGUCUGUCAGCCUACCCUGCCACAGCUUGGAAGACCCUGACCUCUCAACCCUCGAGUCUUUCCUCGGCCCCUCCUUCACUGUAGAGUCAGUGUUCAUGGAUUCCAUAUUUAGCGAGUCAGCAAGCAUAAACCUCCCCUUCCUGUCUCUGAACCCCACCCUAGUCAGCAACAUCAGUGGGCCUCCUGUUGCAAAUAAGACCCACUCUCCCCCUGUUCCAAACCUCAAUCAAAACCAGAGUCCUCACAACCAGUCCAAUGGUCAGACGACAUCCAGCACAGCAGGCCUGGCAGGGUACAAAGAGGGUGUUGAUCCCAGUCGUGUGAUUGAUUCAGACCAGUCACUGAGCCCAGAGGAAAGCCAAUCUCUGUGGUACGAGUAUGGCUGUGUGUGAUUGACUGGAAGGCUUCUGGCUUGUUGACUGUGACUUUACUAAAAGAGGGGAGAGCAAAAGAAUGGAUGAGGAACAAAUCUGUUUCCUUUGCAUGUUAUUUAUCAGACUAUCUACUAUCUCUGUGUGGUGUAUUUUGGACUGUUUUCUGUCAUGGUGCUGAAUAUUGGCAAUUAUUUUAAUUUUUUUUUUCAUUUCUCUAAGUUGGGACUUUGAAUGCUCCUCUGUCCAAACACCUUUGCCAAAUGAUAAUUUCCUUAUCAAACUGUUUCAUUGGCUAACACUACACUAUUAUCUGCUGUGAUGGGUCCUAGUUACAUUAAUAUUUCUAUUUCAGUCUUAAUUUGAAAAUUAUGAAGAACUAGACUAUCAGGAGGAUCAAAAAUAAGUGUUUUAUUAAACUGAGAUAUUAUAAAGGCAGUUUAGUCACAUUUAAAGUCUUGCAGUGUCAGAUAAUAGAUUCACCUCCCAUUUUAUUAUGUUUUGAUAUGUGAGUGCUUUUCACUGUAAACCUGGUUGCAUUGUUCACUAAACUGCAUGGCCUUGUACCAUCAGCCUGAGCUGAAACACACAUUUUGAUCUAUGUGAUCAAAAUGGUUAUCAUGUUUGUCUCCUUUUUGUUUUGGCUGACUUGAGCACUGUUUGUUUUUAUGCAUUUUAUGUCCUUUUUUUUAUUUUUUUUUCUAAUGUAUACAUAUAUAUCAACUGCAGCAUUUACUGGAUGCAUGGUGGGUUACUGUCUGGUGGAUUCUAACUGGCCUCUGGUGACGGUGACAAAAUGGUGAACACUUCAUUGCCAAAACAAUCAAAACAGUCUUUUCACUUGUAUAAAUGCAAGUUAAUGGUGAAAGUGAUAGAAAACAGUAUAAACAUGGUGAUUAAGUUUUAGGUUUUGUGGGUUAGUGACACAUUGGAUGGAUUUAGAAAGUUAUUAACAGAUUAAGAUUGUUUUGUCAAUGAAGCUAAAAUAAUUUAUUUUGGUUAUUUGUAAACUUUUGUUUACUUCUGACGCACCACAGCUGGGGAAUAGAUAUUUGACUUUGUGCUUUAGACUGACAUCUUGUACAGACUUUAAAUCAUUAAGUUAUAAUCAAAGACGAGUGCUGCUUAUUGUACCAAAUUUAGCAAAUGCCAUCAUUACUUAUUUAUUUUGGCUUUUGUACUGCAUAGUUGCUGUUUUGAACUUGCUUUAUUGUAUUUAUCUUAAUCCACAAUAUAUGCAGGAAUGAAAAGUGUUCUUACCACUGUGCAGAUGUAACACAUUGCCUUUUUCCUACAGAUGUGGAGGGCAGAAAGUCUAAAAGCAGGAGUGGGGAGGCGCAGCAAAGCUGCUAAACCCUGCCCCUCCCACCCUCGUCUGUCUGCUACCAUGCUGCGAGUGCGUG
Messenger RNA from Melanotaenia boesemani (Boeseman's rainbowfish), 7979 nucleotides. Its product is annotated as girdin-like. Gene Ontology annotation, molecular function: microtubule binding; dynein light intermediate chain binding. The record is from RefSeq and is a predicted model, not a curated record. Gene Ontology annotation, cellular component: cytoplasm; centrosome. Bases 487 to 6597 code for a protein of 2036 amino acids. The transcript has 38 exons. Lineage: Eukaryota; Metazoa; Chordata; Actinopteri; Atheriniformes; Melanotaeniidae. Gene Ontology annotation, biological process: cytoplasmic microtubule organization; cytoskeleton-dependent intracellular transport.